Messenger RNA from Rhipicephalus sanguineus (brown dog tick), 1043 nucleotides. RefSeq names its product cuticle protein 16.5-like. The transcript has 3 exons. The record is from RefSeq and is a predicted model, not a curated record. Lineage: Eukaryota; Metazoa; Arthropoda; Arachnida; Ixodida; Ixodidae. The coding region runs from base 16 to 849 and encodes 277 amino acids.
UUAACCAAGAAUACAAUGCAAGCCUUCAUCGCAACAACCCUUCUCAGCUUCGUCGCCUCGGCUCUAGCCGGUGGCUACGGCGGCGGUUACGGUGGCGGUUACGCCCUGGGCGCCACCUACGCUGCUCCUGCGGUUGGCUACGGAUACGGAGUAGCCGCUCCCGUAGCUGCCAAGACCCUGGCCUACGGCGCCACCUACGCCGCUCCAGUGGCCGCCUACGCCGCCCCAGCCGUCACCAAGACCGUCUCGACGUACGCCGCUCCCGCCGUUGCCUACGGCGGAUACGGAGGCUACGGUGGCUACGGAGGCUACGGUGGCUACGGCGGCUAUGGAGGAGGACUCGGAUAUGCUGCGCCUGCUGCCGUCGCAACCUACGCCGCCCCCGCUGUGGCUAAGACCGUCGCUACAUAUGCCGCUCCCGCUGCUGUCGGCUACGGCUACGGAGGUUAUGGCCUUGGCGGCUACGGCGGAUACGGCGGAUACGGCCACGGCGGAUAUGGAGGAUACGGUGCCGGAUACGUGGCCCCCGCUGUCGCCUACGCUGCUCCCGCGGUGGCCCGCUACGCCGUCCCGGCUGUAGCCAAGACCGUAUCCGUGGCUCCGGCCAUCGCCAGCUACGCUGUGCCGGCCGUAGCCAAGACGGCAGUGACGUACGCCGCCCCCGCCCACUACGGAGCCGCCGUCGCCGUGCCGGCCGUGGCAACCAAGACAGUCGGCUACGGCCUCGGCUACGGUGGCUACGGAGCCGGGUACGGAUCUGGAUACGGCAUCGGAUACGGUGCCGGCUACGGUCUCGGUUAUGCGGCGCCAGUCUACGGCCACUACGCCUCCAAGUACUACAAGAAAUGAGCGGUGAGUAUCAACCAAUCAAGAGCCGCACGUCACAGCAGCUCGCAAGCUUUUCGGGCUUCCACCAGGCAUCAGCGCAUCGAACGAGAUUCACCAUCGAGACAAGCUUCCGCGCUUUUUUCUUCGUAUUUAUUUUCCUGCUCGGCUGACUCCGUGCUGCCGACGCUUCUCUCGUUGAAAAUAAUAAAAAAGCU